Phytophthora sojae is the source of this 522-nucleotide messenger RNA. RefSeq lists its product as hypothetical. The coding region runs from base 27 to 422 and encodes 131 amino acids. The record is from RefSeq and is a predicted model, not a curated record. Lineage: Eukaryota; Oomycota; Peronosporomycetes; Peronosporales; Peronosporaceae. The transcript has a single exon.
CCAGAGCCACAGCGGCGGCCUUCGCCAUGCGCAAGCAGUGGGAGGCCAAGGCCGCGUCCUUCCAGCGCGGACUCGAGCACGUGAGGCACUGCCACGCCGGUGACGCGUGCGGCAGCUCGCUCUGCCACUCCACGCGGCGCCUGAUGAAGACGUACGCGACCCACCCGUGCCCCAAGAAGAGCGGCAAUAAUAAUACCAGCAACAGCAGCGCGGACUGCCGCGUGUGCAAGCUCUGGGACUUCCUCACGGCCUCGCAGCAGCCGCAGCAGCUGCCGAGGCUACAGCGCGCCUUGGCGCAGAAUGGAGGCCUCAGCUGCGGCUCGGCGCUCCUGCAGACGCGUCGACUGAGCCGCCCCAGCGUCCUGACCCGCCGGAUCGCCACUGCGCAGAAGGAAGCGCAGACUAUGCUGCGUCGCUGUUAAUUGGCAGCGACCAGCGGAGAUCCUGCUCGAGUCAAGACGAGAGAGAUAUGAAGAAGAACGAGGAGAAGACGGCAGAUGGAUGCUCAGCUUCUCCAUUUUU